CAUACGAACGAACGAAGGCGACGUAUAUAGAGAGAAAAACAGAAAAGAGCGCGCUUCGGCAUCUCCGCCCACUCGCCCAGCGCCGACUUCUUUUACCUUUGCCUUUCUUUCUCUCUCUUCAACUCACCAAUUUCACCAACAAAUAAUCAAUCCCCCAAAACGAUGUCCGCUAUCUCUAUUUCUUCUGCUGCAUUGAUGCCGGCAUAUCUGGAGGAGAGACUAUCACCGUUGCGAUCGAAUUGGUUCGGAGUUAAUUUGCCUUUGAAAUCUUCACAGAGUGAACCGCCUCGCAUGUCAUGCUCAUCAAGAAAGAUUGGUAAAGGUUUGACUAUUCAUAUGGCAGUAGUAGAUGAGAGGCUUGCACGUAAUGUAUAUGUGGGCAAGCAGUUUGGAACAUUGGCGUAUGAUCUUGUGCAGGGAGCUCUUGUCAAGUGGAGCUCUCUUAUGGACAAGUCAGUACCUGAGCCACCAACUGCAGUUCUUGUACAUGGCAUUCUUGGCUGUCGGAAGAAUUGGGGUUCCUUUGCUCGCAGGUUGGCCAAAAGUUUCCCGAUGUGGCAGUUUCUACUAGUAGAUUUGCGAUGCCAUGGUGAUUCAGCAUCAAAUAAGAAAGGAUUGCCCCAUACUGUAGCUGCUGCUGCUCGUGAUGUCUUGAAUUUGGUUGCCCAGCUCCGAAUCGUACCUCGAGUUUUAGUUGGUCAUAGCUUCGGAGGAAAAGUUGUCUUGAGCAUGGUGGAGCAAGCUGCAAAACCUCUUGCACGACCUGUUAAGGUUUGGGUUUUAGAUGCUACUCCAGGAAAAGUAAGACCAGGUGGGCACGGGGAAGAUCAUCCAGCAGAACUUAUUUCUUUUCUUCGGAGAAUGCCUGAAAAGGUUCCAUCAAAGCAAUAUGUCAUGGAUGCCCUUGUGCAAGAAGGGUUCUCUAAGGAUGUAGCACAGUGGGUAGCAACUAAUCUCCGGCAUAGCGGCCCACUUGGAAUAGGAUCAUCCUUUUCAUGGGUAUUUGAUCUUGAAGGAAUUUCUGAAAUGUAUCACUCUUUUGAAGAAACAAACUUAUGGAAAAUUAUUGAAGAUGUUCCUCGAGGUGUGCAUGUAAAUUUUUUAAAGGCAGAGAGGAGCUUGCAUAGAUGGGCCCUUGAGGAUAUCCGGCGUAUUCAUGCUGCUGAGGAGUUUGCUGCUGAUGAAGGAGGUGGUGUGCAAAUGCAUGUCCUUGAAGAUGCGGGACACUGGGUGCAUGCUGAUAAUCCAGAUGGACUUUUCAAAAUUAUUUCUUCUUCAUUCACAACUUAACUCGGAAAAGUUACCCUUCAGUUUGCUGUAAUGUCUUGUUCCAGAGUAGCUUAUUAUGUGCAUAGUGCCGUAUAGGAAAAUCAUAAAGGUAUCAGAUAACUCGUUGCUUCAUUCAUCCCAUAUUUUCCUCCUAGUUUAUUGUAAAUUUCUUGGCAUAUAUGCCUGUUGUUUUUUAAAGAAAAAGUGCCGACCAAGGGUAAUGGUUAUUAA
Beta vulgaris subsp. vulgaris (sugar beet) is the source of this 1500-nucleotide messenger RNA. RefSeq lists its product as uncharacterized. The transcript is spliced from 13 exons. The record is from RefSeq and is a predicted model, not a curated record. The coding region runs from base 163 to 1290 and encodes 375 amino acids. Lineage: Eukaryota; Viridiplantae; Streptophyta; Magnoliopsida; Caryophyllales; Amaranthaceae.